AUGGUGGGCGCGCCGGCGCUACUGGCGAGCGCAACGACUGGCAUAGACCGCCUGGGCGGAGUGAUGCGUGGCGGAGUGACAGCGCCGCCCCAUCAAACCGCCCACGCACAGACGCAAGAGUGUGCUGCUGCUGCUGAGACGCCUCACACAUCCCAGGAGCAGGAACGAGCGCGGGAACUGCUGCAUAGACAAUCGCCAGCCGGAGGGACGAGCGGGCAGGCACGCAUAGCAGCCGAUGCAGCAGGUGGUGCAUGCGCAGGCGCAGCCAUGUCAACAGGCGCAGCAACAGCAGCAGGUGUGGGUGGUUCGUUAGUUCCGCCCUCCAUCCUUCCGCCUUCCAUGGUGGCCCUCCCUGCUACUGCCCUGCUGCCACUGCCCUGGCAGCACCUGCUGCCCCACCGCCCCUCCACCCACGUCCUGCUACCGCUGCCCUCUCCUCCCCGUCUCCCCGCUUUGCCCCAGCCCUUGCCGCAGUUGCUUACAUCACAGCCCCAGACACUAUCACAGCCUCAGCUGCUAUCACAACCCCGCCUGCUUAUAUCACAGCCCCAACUAUCAUCACAGCCUCAGCUGCUUAUUGCACAACCCCAGUCCUCAUCACAGCCCCCACUCCAGUCUCCUCUGCCCUUCCAGUCGUCUCCCCUCGUCCCAGCACCGUGGCCUGCCACCGCACCCCCACCAACACACGGGCUCGGUUUCUCGACCGUUGCCCCCCACCCUCUGCCUGCCAACUCUUCUGCACUCGCCGUCACUGCUGCUGCCGCAGGUGGCGGGCGGCAUGGGGUGGGCGGCGGUAGGGGGGAGGGCAUGGUGGGUGAUGAGGGUUACGAUCAAGGGCAUGAUGGCGAUGGUGAUGUGACGAAUCAGCGCAAGCAGAGGAGUUCCCUUGUCGCUUCCCCUGUCUGCUUACCCCUGGUCUCCUCUCCUUUUCGUCUCACCCCUUGCCUCUUCCCCGUGGGCAGGAUGCACUCCAACCGGCAGUCAGCCAAGCGCAGUCGCCUUCGCCGCCAGCAGCUGCUGGAUAAGCUGGAGAUAGAUGUGAGCGAAUGGGUGGGGAGCGGUGGGAUGCAGUGGGGUGUAGUGGGGUGGGGUGGGAUGGGAUGGGGUUUGAUGUGA
Molecule: messenger RNA, 1116 nt
Organism: Closterium sp. Naga37s-1
Lineage: Eukaryota; Viridiplantae; Streptophyta; Zygnematophyceae; Desmidiales; Closteriaceae
Source: the annotation of a GenBank genome assembly